Messenger RNA from Pelobates fuscus (common spadefoot toad), 14211 nucleotides. RefSeq names its product apolipoprotein B (gene APOB). Gene Ontology annotation, molecular function: cholesterol transfer activity; low-density lipoprotein particle receptor binding. The record is from RefSeq and is a predicted model, not a curated record. Gene Ontology annotation, biological process: triglyceride mobilization; lipoprotein transport; cholesterol transport. NCBI's taxonomy places the organism in Eukaryota, Metazoa, Chordata, Amphibia, Anura, Pelobatidae. Gene Ontology annotation, cellular component: mature chylomicron; low-density lipoprotein particle; very-low-density lipoprotein particle. Bases 84 to 13958 code for a protein of 4624 amino acids. The transcript is spliced from 29 exons.
GGAUCAGUCUCAACCUGGGAUAUAAGAAGAGACAACAGCAGUGGAAGGAACGCAGGUGUUCCCAAGAGCUUUAACAGCUCAUCAUGGGCACUAGGAAGCUAUUGCUCCUGGUGCUAUUGACCAGCAGUUACACCAUUGCCCAAGAAGAUGGGCCAGAUAACCAGAAUCCAAGCUGUUUAAAAGAUGGAACAAAAUUCAGGCACCUUAGGAAAUAUGUAUAUAGUUAUGAAGCUGGAACAUCUACUGGAGUGACUGGCACAGCUGACUCACAGAGCGGUUCCAAAUUCAACUGCAAGGUAGAAUUGGAGGUUCCUCAGGCAUGCAAUUUCAUUCUUCGUAUCAAACAAUGCACCCUGCGAGAAGUGUACGGAGUCAGUUCCGAGGGCAAAGUACUGAUGAAGAAGUCCAAGAAUUUAGAAGACUUCUCUAAUGUUAUGUCUAAGAAUGAAUUGAAAUUCAGUGUCCUCGAUGGUAAACGGGUAGUUUUAUAUCCACAAGCAGAUGAACCUCUCAAUGCCCUGAAUAUCAAGAGGGGUAUUAUCUCGUCACUCCUUGCUCCUGAUGAGACACAGCAAACCUAUUACAUGGAUACUGUGUAUGGAAACUGUGCCAGUCAGAUUACAGUCAACAGUGCAAAGUCAUCAUUAGCAACAGAUUUUACAGUGGACAGAAAUUUGAAGAACUGUGAUCAGUUCAACCCAUCCAGGGAUUCUGUCAGUCCUAUUGCACUCUUUAAAGGCAUGAAUGCUCCAUUGUCCACCCUGAUCAAAAGCAGCCAGUCUUGUCAGUACUCUGUAGAUCAGAAACGAAAGCUUAUCACCUCAGUGUCCUGUGCUGAAAGCCAUGUUUUCCUUCCCUUCUCACACAAAGAUCAAUAUGGCAUGAUGGCAAAGGUCACACAGACACUAAGGCUGGAUGAAACACCACAAAAGACCAACAACAGAGAAUUUACUGCAGUUCCAUCUCUGGCAAAAGGGCUUGCAUUGGAGGCUGAAAAUGACAAUGUUAAAACUGGGGAAGCUGUCUUGGAAAAUCUUGUACAAUUGCAGAAGUUGUCUACAACAGAACAGAAUCAGCAGAGAGCUGGCCUUUUUUACAAACUUGUGACUUCCUUGAGGAGUUUGAACAAUGAAACCUUGGGUCCUCUUGUUCCAAAGAUGACUGAACUGUCAAGCCCGAUUACGCUACAAGCAUUGACUCAAUGUGGAACUCCAGAAUGUUUUGGAGCUAUUCUUCAAAUUCUAAGAAGUGGGGAUAUGUCACCAGUAUUAGUUGAUGCGGUUACAUACAGUCUUGGACUCCUACCUUCCCCGUGCACAAAACGAGUACGAGAACUUCUCAACAUGGCCCAAUAUCGUUCAAGCAGAGCUUCAUUUUAUGCUUUAAGUCAUGCUGUCAACACUUUCUAUGAAAACACAAACACAAUCACACCAGAACUACAGGACGUCUCCAAUUUCAUGGCAUCGCUGAUAGAAAAUGAAUGCACAGGCGAUGAAGAUAAGACAUUCUUAAGUCUCAAGGCAAUUGGAAUUAUGGGGACAGCUUUGGAAAAUGCAAAUACUCAAAUAAAGUCUUCUCUUCUGAAAUGUGUUCAGAGUCAGACAGCAAAACCUGACAUUCAAAAGGCUGCAAUCCAAGCACUUCGCAAAAUGACCAUUACAAGAGAGGUUCAGUCAAUUCUUCUUCAAGUCUAUCUAGAUAAAGGUUCUACAGUACAGAGGAGAUUGGCAGCCUAUCUCAUGCUCAUGAAAAACCCAUCAGUGUCAGAACUAAAACAAAUCCUUGAUGGGAUGAAUGUUGAAGAAGAACAAGUGCGAAACUUUGUGGCUUCCCAUGUUGUUAACAUCCUGAACUCAGAGGCACCAGAAGUCCAAGAGCUUAAACGUAAAAUGGAAGAGGCUGUUCAGGAGCAUGGAUUACCUCCAGUUUUAAACGACUUUACAAGACUCUCAGGCAACUAUCAGUUUUCAAAGAGCGUGCAAGUCCCAGGAACGGGUGCACCUAUGGGUGUCAAUGUAGGAGGAAACUUAAUUUUUGAUAAUGGUUACAUGCCUAAGGAAGCCAUGCUGGAGGCUACUCUAAGUGUUUUCGGGCAAUCUGUUGACAUGUUUGAGGUUGGUGUUGACGGUAAAGGAUUUGAACCAACCCUCGAUGCCUUGUUUGGGAAGAAAGGAUUUUUUCCUGAUUCUGCCUUGAGGGCACUUUACUGGAUAGAUGGAAAAGUCCCUGCUAAAGUAACCGAUAUGUUGUAUGCUUGGUUUGAUGUUCCCAGAGACAGCAAGCAAAGCCAGGACUUCACGAAAGCUGUGCUACUCAAUUUUGAAAAACUGGUGAAUGAAAUUAAAUCUAGCGAGAUGCCUGAAGCUAAAGCAUAUCUGGAAAUCCUUGGUAAAGAACUGGGUUAUUUGAAGUUGGGUGACUUUAAAAUCCUUGGGAACAUGCUGUUGAAGAGUAUACAUGCAUCACAGGAGCUGCCUGGCCAGAUUCUAAGAGCAAUGUCAAAAGGUGCAGAAACAGAUCUCUUCCUACACUACAUUUUCAUGGACAAUGAGUUCGACCUACCUACAGGGUCAGGCCUUCAACUCAAAGUAUCUUUAGCUGGCAUAAUUGCUCCUGGUGCAAAGGCUGGAAUGAAGUUUGGCACAAAGAAUGUAAAAGCAGAACUAUCCUUCAAUCCAGCCGUUGCUGUGGAAUUUGUUACCCAAUUAGGAGUUCAGAUGCCCGACUUUACUAGACAUGCGGUACAAAUGAAUUCCAACCUUUACCACGAAUCUGGGUUCAAUGCUCGAUUUUCUGUGAAAGAAGGUCAAAUCAAGUUUUCCAUCCCAGCACCUAAAGAGCCAACAAAGAUCUUCAGCUUCAACAAUAAUCUUAACCUGGUUUUUCCAUCGAAGACAGAGGUCAUGACAUCCAUUACAGAAAACAGACAAGAACAGUCGUCUUGCAAGCCUUUGCUAUCGGGUCUAAAGUACUGCAUUAAUUCUGCAUAUUCUAAUGCCAGUACAACAGAUGCAGCUCCUUAUUUCCCUCUCACUGGACAGACCAGAUUUGAGGUAGAAAUUCAGCCAACUGGAGAGGUUGACGAGUAUUCACUUACAGCCAACUAUCAGCUGAAGAGGGAGGAUCAAGACUUGAUCGAUAUUUUGUCAUUCUCAGCUCAAGCUGAAGGGGCAAAAUCCUGUGAAGCCUCAUUGACCAUGAGAUACAACCGCAACAAAGUCAUUUUCACAAGUGAUGUGCAAAUUCCAAAUUCCGAUAUCAACUUUGGAGUCAGCAUGAAAGCAGAUGAUAAUUCAAUAGGUUCAAGAAAAUCAUAUUCCGUUACUCUAGAUUUCCACAAUCAACAGAUUUCGGAAGCUACUCUAACUGGCCAGAUAAGGUAUGAUGGAGGGAGCGAAGCAGCAUUGGGUGGUGUGCUUUCAGUCCCGCGUUUACAUACUGAAGCAAGAACGGAAGCCUCUCUUCAGAAAUUGCCAAAUUUGUUCAAAAUUCAGCUACAAUCUACAGCCAAUGUCUGUGCUUUUUCUGCAUCAGAGAAUAUAGGAUUUACCUAUGAUGACGAAAAGAUCGAACUAGAAUGGAGUACCACUUCAAAUUCUAAUUUGAAGAAACUGGCUUCAAAACUGCCAGAUAUAAAAUUUUCAGAUCUGACCAAUUAUCCAGAUUCCGUGAAGAACUAUGCCAAUGACGUCAUGGAUUACAAGGUGGCACAAACCGAUAUGACACUCAGACAUAUUAUGUCUCAAUCGGUAGUGGCUACCAAUAACUGGUUCCGGAAAGCAUCAAAAGACAUGCCGUAUGCAGAUAUAUUACAAGAUAAGUUAAAAGCUUUUAAAGAGCUAGAAUUUGGCCUUCCAGCGUUUCCAGAGGAGCUCUUUUUAAACAGUGAUGGAAAAAUUAAAUAUAUGAUAAACAAGGACAGUAUCACAAUUAAUGUCCCAUUACCCUAUGGUGGUAAAUCAAGCGGUCAGCUGAUGAAGACAAGGAGUCUAACAUUACCUUCAGUGAAUCUGCCCUCCGUGGGACUAAAAUUGCCUACUCAAGAGUUUUCAAUACCCGAUUUUACCAUUCCGGAGUUUUAUGAAAUGAAUGUCCCCUUAAUUGGAGUUUUGGAGCUGUCCUCUAACAUAAGAAGCAACUACUAUAACUGGUCUGCCUCAUAUACAGGUGGAAACACGUCAAGUGAGGCCAUUACCUUCAGUUCUAAGUAUGAAAUGAGAGCUGACUCAGUCUUGGACUUUUUGUCAUACACAAUUGAUGGUACUGCAAUAUCAUCAUAUGACCCCGAACAGAUGUUGCUGCUUUCAUAUGAUGGGUCUAUACAGCACAGUCUCCUUGAGUCAAACCUUAAAUUUAAAGAACUCUUUAACUUCAGAAGUAAUGAAUUAUUUAAAGGAUCCUACUCUUAUUAUGUCAGAAGCAUUCUAGGCAUAGAAUCAUCCUUGAAAUCAUCAUUGAAGUCAACUAUGAAUAAUAAGAUACUGACCACAGAAGGGGAUGCUGUUGGGAAACAUAACAUUGCAUCUUUGUUUCUCAAUACCGAUUACAUAAUAAUCACUACUUUUGACACGGCAAACAUGCAACUCAAAGUGGAUUCUGAUUUUAAGUCGGAGUCAUCUUGCUUGAAGCUCACAAAUAAAAUAGUUGGCCUGGUCCUCCGUGAAGCUCUAACUAUAACCUCAACUACUGACAUGCAAGAUGGUGCCCUCUCAAACAUAAUGACAAUAGAAUUUAGAAACAAACAGCUAUAUUUUAAAUCUGACACUAACGGAAACUAUUACAACUUGGUCGCACUCAACAAAUUUGAAGCUACAUUUUCAAGUGAAAAGGCAGCAAUCCGCUCUGAAUACCAGGCAGAUUACAGACGACACCGAUUCUACACUUUACUGUCAGGAUCUCUGAAUUCCUUUGGUCUUGAAUUAAAUGCUGAUGUAACUCUAAAUAAUCUGGCAAAAAGAGCUGCCCACAAAGCUACUCUGCAACUAAACAGAGAGGGCUUGUCCACCAGUUCAACAACAAAUGUAAAUUUCAACCCUUUCACAUUGGAGAAUCAGAUUGAUGCUGGAAUUGGACCCAGUGGAACACUGAUGAAGAUGACAACGAAUGGCAGAUACCGUGAACAUAACGCAAGAAUAAUGGUCGAAGGAAAGGCUGGCCUGACUGAGCUUUUCUUUGGUAGUCUGUAUGAAGCCAAUGUACUUGGUAUGAAUGGCAAGAACAACUUGAAUUUUAAAAUUAGCAAAGAAGGCCUGAAGUUCUCCAAUAACUUAGUGGGAUCAUAUGAGCAAAUGAAAAUAGAAAACAGCAAUGACCUUUCCAUUCAAGGAACCUCAUUACAAUUUACUUCAAAAUUUGAAGAUUCUUGGAGCUCCACCAAAUUCUACAAGCAAAGUUAUGAAUUGCAAAUGCAACCAUAUGCUAUGACAACUUUACUAAGUAAUGAGUUCAAGUAUGAUGCUCUGGAAUUAACAAACAGAGGGCAGCUGCAAUUGGAGGGAUUUAAGGUGAAUCUCAAUGGGGAUUUGCGAGGAGCCCUCAGCAAAGAUGAGAUUAAACACUCCUAUACUAUUUUAGUACAUGGCCUGUCCACAAAACUGAACACAGACACCAUUGCAAAUAUCCAAGGAACAGCUCAUACUCACCAAACAAUUAUGGAGAUUGCUGGUCUAUCUGCAACAUUUAGCAGCAACUCAAACUUUGAGACAAAGUCCACCCGCCUAACUAACAAGAUUAACUUUGGCGUGAAGCCAUUUAGCUUAACAUUGGAUUCUCAGACCAAUGGAGAUGGUAGAGUACAAGCCUUUGGAGAACAUACUGGCCAGCUGUAUAGCAAAUUGCUCUUAAAUGCAGAAGUGCUCUCAUUUAACUUUGCUCAUGAUUUCAGGGGAUCAACUAGGCAUUUACUUGAAACAGGAAAAAAACAUGAAACCUUGCUUGAUUAUCAAGUGAAUGUAUUAUUUACUCCAUCGGAACAACUAAGCUCAUGGAAACUAAAGAGUCACCUUGACAAAAACACAGUCACUCAAGGUUUCAAAGCAUAUAACAAUCUUGAUGGUAUUGGUAUUGAAAUGAAUGGGAAUACGUUUGCAGAUCUCUCCAUACUGGAUAGACAGAUUCAGUUGCCAUUUGCUAUUUUUAAUCCUAUUGAUGUUCUAAAUUUAAGAGACAUAGUCAGUGAUCCUCAAGAAUUUGGUAUUUCUGGUUAUGUGAAGUAUGAUAAAAAUAAAGAAAUGCACGUCAUCAACCUUCCAUUUAUUGAAAACAUUUCAAGCUAUUUUGAAGGACUUAGAAAAGUAUUACUAACAACUCUGCAGGCUUUACAGAACUCCCUGAAAGAAAUAAAUAUUGACCAGCAUAUCAGAACAUACAAAGCUACUUUAAGCAAAAUUCCUCAAAAACUAAAUGACUAUGUUAAUAGCUUUGACAUAGAUGGAAAGGUUAAAGAGGCAAAAGAAAAAAUACUGUUGAUAACAAAAGAAUAUAAAAUCACAGCUGAGGAGCUUCAAACUGCAGUUGAAAACUAUUUUAUGUCAUUGUACUACAAUUUACAAAGCUACUUACAGGAAAUUGAAAAAAUGAUUCGAGAAAACUAUGACCUCAACCAAUUCAAUGAAGCUGUUCAAAAGUUGAUUCAGAAAUUUUUUGAAAGUCUCAAAUCAUUAGACCAGGAAUACAGAAUUCGUGAGAAGAUAGUUGGAAUGAUACAGGACCUUCGAAGAAGCAUUGAGGAGAUUGAUAUCAAAGACUUAGCUCAAAGUCUACAAUCAUGGAUUCAGAAUAUUGAUGAUAUGUAUCAAAUCAAAGUUAACAUUCAGAAAGUUCUACAACAAAUCCAGACUCAGGUUCAGAGAAUUGAUUUAGAACAAAUGGCAGCCAACGUGAAACAGUCAUUGCAAUCUCUUGACUUAAGGCAAUAUGCAGCAGAAAUCAGAAAAGUAUUUCCCAUUGAAAAGGUCAGAUAUGUAAUUGAACAAAUGAAAAAUAUUGUCAUCACAAUGCUAGAGGAAUAUGAAGUAAGUGAGAAAAUCAAUGCCGUUGUUGACAUGCUGCAGGACGCUGUGAGAGAUUAUGAUUUGGACAAGAAAGUUCACGUAGUCAUAGAACAGUUUCUCAAAUUCCUUAACCAGCAGAGUGUAAGAGAGACAAUAAAAAAGGUAACAGACAUGUUAAAUUCCAUUGACCUAAAAUCAUAUGUCACCAAAAUAGUUGCUUUUGUUGAUGAAACAGUUGAGAAAGUAAAAGAUUAUGACUACAAAAAGCUUAUCGAGGACAUCAACUACUACCUUGACAUCAUUGUUAAAAAGCUGAAAUCAUUCAAUUAUGAGAAAUGGGUAGAUGAUUUCAAUGGCUGGAUUAGAGAAAUAACUCAAACAGUAAAUGAGAAAAUGAAUGCCCUGGAACUUCCACAAAAAGCAGAAGCCCUUAAACAGUACUUAAAUGAGGUCAUAAAAAUUGCAGCAGCGUAUACCCAUGAUUUUGGAAACAUCAAACUGUCAGAAUUUUUUAAGAGGUACCAGGAUAUCUUGAGUUUGACUGUAUUAAAUGAUUUCAAAAUUAGACUACUGGAAAACCUUGAAGAUGCCAGAGAGAGAAUUUAUUCUAUGGACAUACAGAAGGAAUGUCAACGUUAUUUGCAACAAGCGAGCCAAGCUUAUUGGCGAUUAGUGAACUACAUUUCGCAACAAUGGACUAAUGCUGCUGUCAUGAUUACCAACUUUGCAGAAGAAAACAAUAUUAAAGAUUGGGCUGAAAAUAUGAAAAGGUUUAUAGAAGAGGGUUUUGUCAUGCCUGAAAUUAAAAUAGGAUUCAUCAGUUUUCCUUCCUUUGAAGUGAGUCUCCGUGCCCUCAAAGUAGCAACUUUUAAGACACCGUAUUUCACUGUCCCAUUCACUGAUUUGCAAAUUCCAUCCGUGGAGAUCAAUUUCAGACGUUUACGAGAAACAGAAAUUCCUACAAGAUUUGUUACGCCUGAAUUUACCAUUUUCAACACUUACAAGGUACCUUCAUAUGUCAUCGAUUUGAAUGAAAUCAAAUUAAAAAUUGUAAGGACAUUUGAUCAGAUACUUUCAAGUGACUUUGAAUGGCCAUCUCCAGAAGUAUAUUUAAGUAAUCUACGAAUGAGUGAACUAACAAUGAGAGACUUGGGAAUCCCUACAUUUUCCUUCCCAGAAAUCCAUUUUCCUGCUAUGCAAAUCCCAGAAAUGCAAAUCCCAAAGUUAGCAAUGUUUAACAUCCAGCUUUCUAUACCUGAAUUCCAGCUCCCACAAAUCCCUCACACAGUAUCUGUUCCUACAUUUGGGAAACUUUACAGUUCAUUCAAAGUUAUAUCACCAUUUUUUACAAUGGCAACUUCAGCUGAAUUGACAAAUAGCACAACUGAAAAAAACCCUGAAAUGGUUGGAACUUUCUCUACAGAAACAACAUCUAUGAUCGAAGCUCUGGCUUUUGUGCUAAAGGCAGAUGCUCGGCUAUCUGCUCCUCUCUUGGAACAAUUGAUUCUUAAAGAGUCUAUGCUGCUAUCCAAUAAGUAUCUUAGUUACGAUCAUAAUGGUGAAACAGUUUUUACUGGAAACCAAAUUCAGUCUAAAAUAGUGACGAAGGCCAAUUUAAGAACAGAAAAGAGUUUGGCAGAAUUCCAAAAUGACAUUGUAUUCAAGGUACAGAAAAAGAUCACAGCUGACAUCACGACUAAAUAUUCUCACCGUCUGAAUAUCCCCCAGUUACAGCUUACAAGCCAGGUGGAUCUCCUGAAUGACAUUGACUCAUCAGUAGAAGCCGGACGAAUUUUGCUCACUUCUACUGGAAAAGGAAACUGGAAAUGGGCAAGCCCUGCUUUUAGAGAUGAAGGAACACAUCAAUCAGACUUUAAGUUCAACUUAAGAGGGCCUCUUAUGGAGAUUUCCGGUACAAAUAGAAUCAAUGACAAUAAUAUAAAACUUGACCAGAGCCUGAAAUAUGAGUCAGGCUUCUUAAGCUAUGCAAACCUUGAUAUCUCAUCAAAAGCAGAAGUCCCUUACAUUGGGAAUAGUAUUGUAGCAGUAAAAGGAAAAGGACAGGUUAGUGAAAUGAAAUUGGAACUCACGGCAACACACAAUGCAGAACUAACUGGGUUUGCAACUGGAACAAUAAGCAACAGUAUAACCUUUUUGACAAAGCCAUUUGAAAUAAGUCUAGCUACUAAUAACAAUGGAAAUCUAAAGGUUAGCUUCCCUCUGAAGUUGACUGGAAAAAUUGAUUUCUUGAACAAUUAUGAAUUUGUACUUAACACAAAUGUUCAGCAAAUAUCUUGGCAAGUCAAUGGCAGGUUCAACCAGUAUAAAAUCGUAUACACUGUCUCAGCGGGCAACAAUGAAGAGAAAAUUGGUGCUUCAGUAGAAAUGAAUGGGGAAGCAAACCUUGAUUUCUUGACAAUUCCAAUUACUAUUCCAGAAAUACCUGUUCCAUAUACCACAAUGAGAACGCCUAAAAUUACUGAGUUCUCCUUGUGGGAAAGAACUGGUCUGAAGAACUUACUAACAACAACGAAACAAAAUUUUGAUUUGAAUGUGAAACUCCAGUACAAGAAGAACAAAGAUAUGCAUUCCAUUCCACUGCCUCUGGGUGCGAUCUAUAAUUCCAUAAAUGCCAAUCUGAUCACAGCCAAUUCUAAAUUUGAAAAUCUGCGGGAUUCUUCAGUGAGAGUUUUAACAAAUUCAUAUAACAAAGCAAAAGCACAAUUUGACAAAUACAAAGUACAAACCCUAGCAAAUAAAAUCCCUCGCACCUUCACAAUACCUGGUUAUACCAUCCCACUGUUGAACAUUGAGGUCUCCUCUAUUAGUGCUGAGCUCCCUGCAUUUGGUUAUGUGAUUCCGAAAGAAAUCAGGACACCAAGCCUAACCCUGCCACUGGUUGGAUUUUCUAUUCCAACCUAUACAGUAGUUAUACCUUCACUUGAACUUGCUGUACUUCAUGUUCCUGAUGCCUUACGCAAAAUAACUCUACCUAAACUGAAAUUGCCCAAAAUGAAAGACAGCAUUUCAAUUCCUGCUAUGGGAGAUCUCACAUAUGAUUUCUCAUUCAAGUCAAAUGUGAUAUCAUUAACAACAAACGCAGGUCUGUACAAUCAAUCUGAUAUCUCUGCUCGUAUCAGUGUGGUUUCCACAUCUGUUAUCGAUUCACUACAGUUUAGCCUAGAUGGAACAACAGGACUAACAAGAAAACGUGGAAUGAAACUAGCCACUGCUUUAGCACUAAAAACUGUGUUCAUGGAAGGAAAACAUGAAAGCUCUAUGUCUCUUGGAAGGAGAAAUAUUGAAGCUUCUGUCCUAACAAAUGGCAAAAUAAGCAUACCCAUUUUGCAGCUCACUGUUAAACAUGAAUUGACUGGUAACACAAAGACCAAACCUACAGUUUCAUCUAAGAUGACCAUGAACUAUGAUUUUAGUGAAUCAGCAUAUGGGAAUAGUGCAAGAGGAUCACUUGAUCAUACGCUAAGCAUUGAAGGUCUGUCUUCUUAUUUCUCCUUGGAGACAUUAACAAAAGGAGAUGUUACUGGAACCAUGUUGGAUCUACCAUUUAAUGGACAAGUUAAUAAUGAAGCAAACAUCUAUUUGAAUUCAAAUGGGUUUAGGUCAUCUGUAAAAAUCAUGGGUAAUACUAUAGCAGGUGAUUUUAUAACAUUGGAACUUUCUGAAAAUCUUGGUGUUGAAGCAUCCACAAGUCGCAUUUAUACAGUUUGGGAACAUACUGGUAAAAAUUAUUUAAGAUACCUACCAGGUUUUUACACAAGAGGAGAGCAAAAUGUUAAGGCUAAGAUUGACCUGGCUUUCUGGAGCUUGCUGUCAAGUCUCCAGAUGCAAAUCAGCCAACCAAGCUCAUUAUUUGAUGCUGCAUCACUAAACCAAGCUAUCACAUUAAAUCUCUAUCCUGAGAAACAAGAAUUCGAUAUUAAUGGAGAAGGUAUUCUGAAUACUCUUAUUUUAGCUCAUAACGGAAAAUUGUCUAAUGAUGCAGCUGAUGCAAAAUUUGAGAUCGCUGGUUCAAUGCAAGGACAUGUAUCUUUCCUCAAAGGAGUCAUCCUUCCAGUCUAUGAUAAAAGCUUGUGGGACAUCUUGAAGUUUGACCUUACAACAAGUGCUGAUAAAAAACAAUUCCUCACUGCAUCUACCUCUAUAACUUAUACAAAAAACAAAGAAGGCUUCUUCUUCCCCCUUCCAAUGAACAAACUUUCAGAUGGAUUUGUCAUUACUUUUCCAGCACUAACUCUUAAAUCACCAGAAUGGGUUAAAGAUCUUCCCAAAACAAUGAACAAUAUGCAAGUUCCAGAUAUGCCAGCAGAGUUAAACAUUCCAUCAUUUCACGUCCCAUUUACAAAUCUAAAUGUUCCAUCAUAUAAAUUUGACUUCCGCAAUAUAAAGAUUCACAAACAAUUGAGUACAUUGCCUUUUGACCUUUCCUUGCCUUCCUUGCCAAAAGUAAAAUUCCCCAAAGUUGACAUCAAUACCAAAUAUAUUACCAUGGAAGAGUACAAAAUACCAUUCUUUGAGGUAACUAUACCACAAUAUCAGAUAACAUUGGCAAGGUAUACUCUACCAAAAAGCUUCUAUGGUCUGGACUUUAACAGCAUUGCCAACAAAAUUGCAGAAAUUGAUCUACCAACAAUAGAAAUCCCAGAGCAGAACAUAGAGUUUCCACCAGUUAAGAUGAAUCUUCCAGCUGGGCUUUUCAUUCCAGCUUUUGGAGCUCUGUCUGGAUCAGUCCAACUUUCCUCACCUAUAUACAAUUUAACAUGGACAACAAAAUUGGCAAACAACUCUGAAGGUCUCGUUGCUUCCAUUGAUGCCACAAGCAGUUCUACACUUCAGUUCCUGGAAUUUGAUCUUGACGCCUCUACCACCAGUUCAUUAACAGGGAGUGCCAUCAACUACAAUGGGAAGGGAUCCUUAGCACACCCAGACUUAAGUAUUGAUUGGCAGCAAGAUAUUUCUUUCAAUGGACCAUGGUUCUCUGUUCAUAACAUAGCAAUAGAUGUAAGAAGCCCAACAUUCACAAAUGUCCAGAUACGUUGUCAACGUGAAAACAACAGGCUUUCUUCAACAAUUAAUGUUCCAUCUGCUGGGACUUUGGGACUUCUGGUAGAAAAAGAUGACACAACAAUCAAAGGAAAGCUGUACAGUCGACCUGUGUCCUCUACUGGAAAAGAUAUAUUAAUAAUGAAGGGAGAAAUGUCAAUAAAAAACCCAGAAAAAAUCCAGAACAAGAUUAAUUGGAAAGAAGAUGCUGUUGCAGAUUUACUUAAUGGCUUGAAGGAACGAUUGCCAAAAAUGUCUGAUUCUGUUUACAACUGUUUCAACAAGUAUCACAAUGAACACUUUGGAAUGGAUAUCAGUGAUGCCAACCUUAAGAUGAAAGAGCAUCUGCAAUCCAAAGUUUCUUCAGCAUACAGAUCCACUGCUAAUCAAAUCGAUAAGAUGGAAUAUCAUCUUCAGUCUGUUGCCAGGGGAGCAGGUGACAAGUAUAGGGACUUGAUAAAAAAUGGUUGGCCACAGGCAGACGCAUCAGUCUUUGUGAGUUAUGAUGAAAUUAAGGCAAAGUUGUUUGAUAAUUCUGUUGUGCUUUUGAGAAAGUAUAAGGACACAGUGAAAGAGCUUAUUGAUGCAGCCAUUGAGUUUUUGAAGAUGACAAGGUUUCAGUUACCUGGUCAAUCUCAGAAGUAUACAGGUGAAGAAUUGCUUUCCAUGGGUGUGAAAAAGGCAAUGUCAUAUAUUGAUCUAUGCUAUCAAAGACUUCAGCAAUGGUUUGAUGCAGUCAUCCAGUCAAUUAAUGAUGUCAAAUAUGAAAUACCAGGUAUAAAUGUAACUAUUGAUGGUACAAAAAUAAUUUCAUCCAUUAAAACCUUCGUAAAUACCCUUAAUAGGGUAACAAAAAAAGUAUUUACUGACAUUGAGGAUGCAAAUUUUGAGAACACACUCAAACAGCUUCAGAAUUUCAUUAACGAGAUCUCACAAAAAUCUGAGAAACUUAUUGAAACCUUAAGGUCAAGAGACUAUCAAGAUUUAAGGGAUAAGACCCAGCAGAUGUACAGGGAAGCCAUGAACUCACAAUAUGCUAGAAAUCUCAAUGAACUGGCAGACAGAAUCAAAAAGGUUUUGGACCAGUUGCAAAUAAUUUUCCAAAGUGCAUAUGAAGAGUUGUCUGAGAAAUUAGAGCAGUUGAUGAUCUAUGGCAAAGCCCUCCGUGAAGAAUAUUUAGAUCCAAACAUCGUUGGCUGGUCAGUUAAAUAUUAUGAAAUUGAAGAAAAGAUUAUUAAACUGGUGAAAGAGAUCAUUGCAUCAUUAAAAGAACUGCCUGAAAAAUAUGGAAUAAAUGUGUCAGAAGCAUUAGAUAAUGUGAAAGAAUACCUGAUUGUGUAUUACCAAAAUGCUGGUGAUGCCAUGACCUACACAGAAGAUAGGGCAAGACAGGUGUUGAAAUUGCUCAAUGAAAAAGUCACAGACUUACCUAACACUGCCAGAAAAGUCUCAGAAGAACUUUACCAGAUACUUACUAGGAAACUGCAAGACACCUACGAUCAACUUUCUGGUUCUUAUGAGAAACUUAUAGCUGAGUCAGCCAGACUGGUAGAAUUUGUCAUCGAAAAGUACAACUCUAUUGUAGAAUUCAUUAUGCAACUUUUUCAGAAUUUUGAGAAGGCUGCCAGUGAAGAAAUAAAAACAUACGUGUCAACACGUAAAGGUGAGCUUAAAGUUGAUGUACCUCAUCCCUUCAACUGGAAAUCCUUUGAUGAAAUGCCCAAACUAAGAGAUGACCUCAUAAACAAAAAAAUGGAAAUCGCACGCUCAAUGGUAUUCGAUGGUAUUGAUAAAGGCUCAAAGAAAUGGGACGAACUACAACGCUUCAUUGAGAAACAACUCGAAGGAGGAAAACUGAGCGUGCAACAAAUUUUAGAGAAUAUUGAGAACUGGAAAAAAAACUGAAUGGACAUUUUGUACUGUAGUAUCAUGAAAAGUUUUUAAGCUGUUUAAAAUUAAGAAACAAUCAUUAUCUAUAUAUAUAUCAUUUUAAUACUUAUGUUGUUUCUCUGUGGGUAAAAAUAAAAUUGUCAGUUUCUUUGAAGUUAAGCUAAAUAAAACCAUUAUUUGUUAUAAGUUGGCAUUAUUUUCAUCUAUAGCUUUUUCAAUUGUUUGCAUUACGCAGAAUCAUCAUUAAAGAGACACCGCAUUCAAUAAA